AUGACUGAUUGUAACCAACAUCAUGGUUCUAUAUCAACUGUUCAAUUAAGUCCAUUUGCUGAAGAACAAUGGAAUCGUAUAGUAACAUACUCGCCAAUUUAUGUACAUUGGACGGAUAUGUUAAUGAUGGCUCAACGACGAACACAUAAACCCUCAUCGGGAAAAUUAAAUGUCAUGGGUCGUAUUGAUUUAAAUAGUCUUAAAUUAGAAGAUGAACUAUUCCUUAAUGAACUUCAUAAUAUAAGAAAAGCAGCUGCUACUGAUCCACUAAAAGGAAAAACUACAAAUCAAGAAACAAAAGUUGAUGAUGAUACACGAAACCAUCGAGACGCAUUAUCAACCACAGAGGAUUAUCAAGCAUCAUCAACAAAUUUCUCUCAUGAUUCAAGAGAACCUACAAAACAUCAUUCUAGCUAUGUAGAAUCAUCAUUGACAGAACAACAAUAUAAAAGCAAACGCCCUGCUUUGUUAAAUCAGAGUGUUCCUUCGCAAACUAUUGGUGAUAAUCAAGUGAAAAAGCUAUCUCAGAUUAGUUUCGGUACAAAAUAUCCAUCUUCAAUCAUCACACAACUUCGACAAUCAGCAAUUGCUCGUGAACAUUCUUUCUCAACUACAAAUGAUAAUCGUAUUUCUAGUCCUUUAUCGAUUUCUUCAUCAAAACGAAAUGUUGUUAGUGCUCAUUCAAAUCAUAGUUAUCGUCAACAACAAAAAUAUCAAGCAUCAAAAUCAUCAUUAUCGAAUGACAUGAAUACAACGGGUAGUAUUCAUGAACAAUUAACUGGAGAAUCAUCAUCUUCUUUCAGAGGAGCACGUGCAAGAAGUACUACGAGUAGUCGUUCAACAAUGCAUAUGCUUAAAACAAAAAAUGAACGUAAACGACAAAAACAAUAUAUUGAAUUAAAAACACUUUUAGUUGAUCCAUAUAAACAAAUACCAUGGAAUGAUGGAACAUUAGAUGAAUCGAUUCCAAAUUCCCUUGAAAUAAUGCAUAAAAUGUGUGGACCAGGAACUCCAUUUGAACGAAAUUUACGAUAUAAUUAUCAAAGACAAUUAAAUCAAUUGAGAAACAGUUCAAUAAAAUCUUAA
This is a messenger RNA of Rotaria sp. Silwood1, 1086 nucleotides long. The record is from the annotation of a GenBank genome assembly. NCBI's taxonomy places the organism in Eukaryota, Metazoa, Rotifera, Eurotatoria, Philodinida, Philodinidae.